Messenger RNA from Sus scrofa (pig), 8918 nucleotides. NCBI's taxonomy places the organism in Eukaryota, Metazoa, Chordata, Mammalia, Artiodactyla, Suidae. The record is from RefSeq and is a predicted model, not a curated record.
GAUCUGCAGUGGAAUGAAUGGAUCAUGAUUUUUACUUGCGGUGCUUGAAUAAUUUUUUUUUUCCCCAAAUGGGAUUAAUGGUUACAGCAUUGUUUUUCAUAAAUGUUCAGCACUGGAAACCCCUUGCAGUGUAACAAUUUGUGCCUUUGGGAGAAAGUUUUUUUUUUUUUUUUCCCUUGAGAUAUGUAUUAUAAUAAAGUUGUAAAAAGUACAUAACAAUGAAAAUAUGUAUCUUUACACUCUAGUAUGCCUAGUUUUGAGAAAUAGAUAUGUUUUGUAAAUUGUGCCAAAUGGACAUGAAAAUAUUUUCUCAUUGAUGUUUGAAUUAUAAAUGUUUUUGAGCUUAUGAAUGAAAAUAUUUAUAUAAAAUUUUGUUUUUUGGAAUUUGUAUGAAGUUUGCUUAACACACUCUUGCUCUAAGAAUUUUAAUUGUUGUCCUGAAGAAAUAAAACCUCAUCUGUGAACUUUUAUUAUGUAGGUUUUGUAUUUGUGAAGUAUAGAAGGCCAAAGCAAAACUGGUUAGACAUUGAAAAAGCAUGGUUAUGGUUUAUAAAAUAUUAAAGCUUUAUAUAAUAGCUUUUGGGGGCUAGAUUUAGAAAAUUACAAACAAAACGAUUAGCAUGUUGUUAAUUACAGCUUUACUACCUGACUUCUAUGUGAAGAAAAAAAUAUUUAGGGGUGUUCUCUUUGGGUUGUUUUAAAAAAUGAAUGUUAUAUUUGAAUUUGGUUUUAGGAGAUUUAAUUUUUUUGUAUUCAUAAAAACCCUGUUUGCAGGGUUGUAUUUCUUCCAACCUUCACUUGUUUUAAUUAGAUUAACUAUUAUAUAAAAUUCAGGUAGUACCACCCUAGGGGUAAGAAUGCAGAUAUGCAGAGCAAGUGGUAUGGUUCCUGCUUCAAAGAGGUCAUUAUCUAAGAUAUGACUGAAAGAAUAUGCUUAAUAAUGAAAGCUUGAAUUACUGAGCUGACACAAAAUCAAAUGAGUGGUGUAUAGUAAGACUGGAAAAGCUGCUUGGCUUUUAUCUACUAAGUUUUUAUCUAGGGUUUGAAGAAGUGGCAGGCAUAGACUGGUGGAGGGGAAGGGAGUUUGGGCGGGGGCAGGAGUGUUAAAAAGCACAGAGCUGGCACCUGGGGGAUGCAGGUACUUUCCUUGUGGGAAGUAGAGACUAAUUUAAAUGAACGUCAUGAAAAUAAGGUUUAUAAGGUUGUGGCCUGAGCUGGAGGAAUCUGAAAAAGUUUGGAUUAGAAAUUAGAAGUAGGGAGUUCUGCUGAAGGCCAUUGAACAUAACUGCAUGAAGGAAACCGAGGAGAUCAGCAGCCAGAUGCAGCGGAUUCAAGAGACGGAAGUGAGGAAACGGCGAUUAGAGCCGUUUGUCAUCUUGGUGGACGGGGCAGGGAGGGGGUCUUAAGAAUAAGACCCGGUAGUUUUAAAACAAAGCAGGUGAAGUACGUGGCUCCUAAGUUUGUGAUGCCAAGUCAAAAUAAGAAUGGAACGAGUUUAUUAUCUGGUGUUGAAAACAAACUUACCCGGAGACAUGGCUUGCAAGUAAGUUGUUAACAAUGAUUGAGGGACAUCUGCCUUCUUAAACAUAUUGAACAAACUUCGAACACUAAAACCCAAGAAAAUUAGGCCAUAGUGAUUUUUUUUUAAAUUGCUAGUACUUUCAACUAAAAAUAUUUGAGAUUGACUACUAAGAAGAGCCUGUAAUUUUAUUAGUAACUUUUGAAUUAUAAUAGUAUAUUUAAGCCAUGGUUUAAGAGACAUUCUAAUUGGUGUAGGACUUGGUGUGAAAACAGCAUAAUAAAAAUAAAUAAUCUGGAUUACCAAUGUUUAAAUUUUUAAGAAAUAGGUACUUGUAUUAAAAUUUAGGAACAGUUGAGGAAAAACUCCUUUUUUAGGGGAGAAAUCCCUAAAAUAUAGUUCCCUCUGGGCAGUAGUAGUUUUUGAUAUGUAAGAUGUAACAUGUUUGUCCUUACUGGAGUUUUUAAGAGUUCUUAACUUGAAUGUAUACUGUGGUCCCACAGUGAGUAUGAUUAUCCUUAGAAUUAGAAAAAUAUGGGGAGUUCCUGUUGUGGCGCAGUGGAAGUGAAUCCGACUAGUAUUCAUGAGGAUGCAGGUUCAGUCCCUGGCCUCGCUCAGUGGGUUGGGGAUUUGGUGUUGCCAUGAGCUGUGGUGUAGGCUGCAGACCAUGGCUUAGAUCUGGUGUUGCUGUGGCUGUGGUGUAGGCCAGCAGCUGCAGCUCCGAUUGGACCCCUAGCCUGGGAAGUUCAUGUGCUGUGGACGUGGCCCUAAAAAAAAAGCAAAAUAUGAAAAAAUAUGAAAGUGAUAUAAUUUUAAAAAUCUGUCUUUUAACCAAGUUUAGGAGUUAAUAGAGUCUUCCAGUUUUAAGAUAUUACAUCAGUCUUAUAAAAAGUUUAGGAAUUCCCAUUGUGGCUCAGUGGGUCAAGGGACCUGCCAUUAUUUCUGUGAGGAUGUGGGUUCAGUCCCUGCCUCGCUCGGUGGGUUAAGGAUCCACUGUUGCCACAAGCUUCUGCGUAGGCUGCAGAUGUGGCUCAGAUCUGGUGUUGAAGUUGCCAUGGCUGCAACUCCAGUUUGACCCCUGGCUGGGAACUUACAUAUGCGACAAGUGCGGCCAUAAAAAGGAAAAAAAAAAGUAUAUAUAUAAAAUAUCGAAAGUGGAUAUUUUAAACGUUCUCACAGUUAAUAUAAGCUUAACCUCUCUCAGUAAAGAAGUUAGUGAGGUUUCUGGCACAUGGUAAAAUAGGGAAAUGCAUUUGACUCCAUCCCAGUUACAUGUUGAAGCAAAUCAGCUAAAGCAAAAAAGGAUAGGUUGUCCCCUAUCAAUGGGGAAAAGAGUUCAUCACAUCUCUGAAGUUUGGGGUUUCUGUGUAGAUAGAUGGAUGAGAGCAGAACUCUUUACUGUUCCCUGAUGAUUGGAUGAGCUAGUGGCGUGGGAAUAGGAAGCUUGCCUGAAAGCCCUGCCCUGAACCUCUUCCUUAAAUAAUUCCUUAUUUAUACUUUUGUAUGGUUGCAGCCUUACUGAAAAUAGACCCAUCCUUACCUGUAUUCUCUGCAUGCUAAAAAGCAAUGAAAAAUCAUUACAUCAGUGAGGAGAGGCAGCAGUUUAAAAGGGAUGGAAACUAGGAAGCCAAGUCAACUAUUGCCAGUUCAGCUGAUGCUACUGAAACAGCUCAUACAAGAAAGAGGUAGAGGAGGAAUCAGAAGUCUUAUGCCUGGCAGUGAAUGACUUAAUGGUGGCCUUGCCAGGAACAGUGAUGCAAAGGUUUGAUUUAAUUUCGAAUGAGAUUAUUCUUGCAGCGAGAUGUUAAUAAGACAAAAUCUAGACUAGAUGUGUUAAAUGGGCUUGCCAACAAUAUGGAUGACUUGAAGACAGACACCGGUGUUCCUGGUGCUAAGGACGAACUCCUAGGUGACGACGGUGUCCUCUCCGACGGGGAGAGUGGAGCUCAUGCACCGAGAGACUGCCAGGCGUCAUUUCAGAAGAGCAUCACGCGCCCUCUGCCUGAAGAGCUCUCCAAGGGCAAAUCUGAAAAGGCCUCAGGUGGGGGCCCGUCUACUCGAUUUAUACACGCUGGUGCUCCUACUGUUGCGAGUGAAAACUGUGUCUUGCCUAAAGGAGCUGCCGUGAAUGGACCCGUUUCCCAUGCCUCCUUAACUAAGACUGCUCAUGUGAAUAAAGGCAGUGUUUCCUUAACCACUGGACAGCCUGUGGAUCAGCCAGCGACAGAAUCGUGUUCAACUCUGAAGGUGGCAGCUGAUCUUCCGCUGUCUCCACCACAGAAAGCAAGUCAACACCAAGUUCUGUUUUUGUUAUCAGAUGUAGCACAUGCUAAGAAUCCAACCCAUUCCAUUAAAAAACUACCUACCUCUGCCUCAGUUGGUUGUGACAUUCAGAAUUCAGUAGGAAGUAGUGUCAAGUCGGAGAGCACUUUAAUGCAUCACGUAGAGGUCGGUGAGGACAGAGAAGACGGACUGGUAAAAGAUGACUGUGUCAGUGCGUUAACAGGCAUUUCCUCAGGUACCGAUGAAUUUAGGUCAGAAAAUGAUGCCAACUGGGAUCCCCAGAAAGAGUUCAUUCAGUUUCUUAUAACUAAUGAAGACACAGUGGAUACAGCUCCGGUUCACUCUAAGGCAGGUCUAGAAAAGAAGAGAAAACGGAAAAUGGAUGUGAGUAAGAUAACUCGUUACACUGAGGACUGCUUUAGUGAUUCCAACUGUGUCCCCGGUAAAUCAAAGCUGCCGGAAGUAGACUUCAUGGAGCAGAAUGAAGAGCUUCAAGCAAUAGACUCCCAGAAAUACGCGUUCUCAAAAGUGAAACCCGAAUCAGCUGAUGAAGACUUGGAAUCCGUGGAGGCUUUUCAACAUCUAAUGUAUAGCCCAGAUAAGUGUGGAGAAGACAGUUCACCCGUUCAUACUAGCACUUUCCUUUCAAAUUCCUUAAAGAAGAAAUGUGAAGAAAGUGAUUCUGAGUCACCUGCUACUUUCAGCACCGAAGAGCCAUCGUUCUACCCCUGUACCAAGUGCAAUGUGAAUUUUAGGGAGAAAAAGCACCUCCACAGGCAUAUGAUGUAUCAUUUAGAUGGGAAUAGUCACUUUCGCCACCUUAAUGUCCCGAGACCAUAUGCUUGUAGAGAAUGUGGGCGGACGUUUCGAGAUCGUAACUCACUACUAAAGCAUAUGAUUAUUCACCAAGAGAGAAGACAGAAGCUGAUGGAGGAAAUUCGUGAACUGAAAGAACUUCAGGACGAAGGCAGAAGUGCCCGGUUGCAAUGCCCGCAGUGUGUGUUUGGUACCAAUUGCCCUAAAACGUUUGUGCAGCAUGCUAAAACCCACGAAAAAGACAAAAGGUACUACUGCUGUGAGGAGUGCAACUUCAUGGCAGUGACGGAAAAUGAAUUGGAAUGCCAUCGCGGAAUCGCCCAUGGAGCCGUGGUAAAAUGCCCCAUCGUCAGCUCCGAUGCAGCCCAGAGGAAGACGCAAAAAAAGACUUUCAUGAAAGACUCCGUCAUAGGAUCCUCCAAAAAAUCAGCUGCCUACGUGUGUAAGAUGUGUCCUUUCACUACUUCAGCCAGAAGUAUUUUAAAAAAACACACGGAGUACUUGCAUUCGUCAUCAUGCAGUGACUCGUUGGGCAGCCCGCUUGGACUUGAUAAGAGAAAAAGUGACAUCCUGGAAGAGCCGAUAGAUAUUGAUAGUCCUAAACCAUUAACUAAACACCAGUCAACAACCUUUCCAAAGAAUUCUGCUUUAAAACAAGAUGUAAAGCCAACAUUCGGAACAUCCUCCCAGGCGAGUAAUUUUUCAAAAUUCCAUAAGCGGCCCCACAGAGUGCAGAAAGCUCGGAAAAGCAUUGCCCAGUCAGGUGUAAAUGUAUGCAGUCCGAACAGUUCUCCUCGUGAGACUGUUAGGAUUAGAAACAGCAUCGACCAAAAACCUAAGUAUUUCCAUCAGGCAGCAAAGGAAAAAUCUAAUGCCAAGGCAAAUAGCAACUAUUUAUACAGACAUAAAUAUGAAAACUACAGGAUGAUCAAAAAAUCAGGUGAAUCAUAUCCUCUGCAUUUCAAAAAAGAAGACUCUAGUUCAUUGAAUUCUCUACAUCUGUUUUCAUCAUCAAAUAAUUCUCGCAAUAGUUUUAUUUCAGACCCUCAUAACUCUGACACCAAAAGGCCAGAAGGCUUCAAAGACCACAGACGUGUAGCUGUAAAGAGAGUAGCUAAGGAAUCUAAGAAGGAAAGUUCUGUUGGAGGAGAAGACUUGGAUAGCUAUCCAGAUUUCUUGCACAAAAUGACCGUUGUUGUUUUGCAAAAACUCAAUUCUGCUGAGAAGAAAGACAGCUAUGAAACCGAAGAUGAAAGUUCCUGGGAUAAUGUUGAGCUCGGCGACUACACUACACAGACUAUAGAAGAUGAAACCUACCAUGAUAUCAAUCGGGAACACGUCAGCUUAUUCCCUCUGUUUAAAAACAAGGUGGAAGGUCAGGAGCCUGGAGAAAAUGCGACCCUUAGUUAUGAUCAGAACGAUGGCUUUUAUUUCGAAUAUUACGAAGACGCUGGAGCGAAUAACUUUUUGCAUGAGAUCCAUGAUCCUCAGCAUUUAGAAAAUGCAGAAACUUCACUGUCCAAGCAUAGCUCUGUUUUUCAUUGGACGGAUUUGUCGCUGGAGAAGAAGUCAUGUCCUUACUGCCCAGCAACAUUUGAAACAGGCGUUGGGCUGUCAAAUCAUGUCCGAGGGCAUCUUCACCGAGCGGGCCUGAGCUAUGAGGCCCGGCACGUCGUAUCGCCAGAGCAGAUAGCCACCAGUGACAAAAUGCAGCAUUUCAAAAGAACCGGCACAGGAACACCCGUUAAGCGAGUUAGAAAAGCUAUAGAGAAGUCUGAAACCACUUCUGAACACACUUGUCAGCUCUGUGGUGGUUGGUUUGAUACUAAAAUUGGAUUAUCAAAUCACGUUAGAGGCCACCUGAAAAGACUUGGGAAGACCAAAUGGGAUGCUCACAAAUCUCCAAUCUGUGUUCUGAAUGAGAUGAUGCAAAAUGAGGAAAAAUACGAAAAAAUCUUAAAGGCAUUGAACAGUCGUCGUAUUAUUCCUAGACCAUUUGUAGCUCAAAAACUCGCGUCAAAUGAUGACUUUCUGUCUCAAAAUGUUAUACCUCUUGAAGCAUACCGUAAUGGCCUAAAGACGGAAGCUUUAUCAGUGUCUGCAUCAGAGGAAGAAGGGUUGAGUUUCUUAAAUGAAUAUGAUGAAACAAAACCAGAACUGCCCAGUGGAAAAAAGAAUCAGUCUCUUACACUGAUAGAACUGCUUAAAAAUAAAAGGAUGGGAGAAGAGAGGAAUACUUCUGUUUCUCCUCAAAAGAUCCAUAGUCAGACUGCAAGAAAGAGAUUUGUUCAGAAGUGUGUUCUUCCAUUGAACGAAGAUAGUCCAUUGAUGUAUCAGCCACAGAAAAUGGACUUCACUAUGCACUCAGGUAUGCCUGUGAAGCUUAGAACAUGUGUGCAUUGCAAUACGACGUUUACAAGCGCUGUUAGCCUGUCCAACCACUUACGCGCUUAUGCACGAAAGAAGAGUGCUGGACUUUUGACUGGUACAGCCUUAGAUUGUAAGCAAAAGAAAUCAAGGUCAAGAUCCGGAAGCAAGAAGAAAAUGCUAACGUUACCUCACGGUGCUGACGAGGUCUACAUUCUCCGAUGCAGGUUUUGUGGCCUAGUCUUUCGUGGACCAUUGUCUGUUCAGGAAGACUGGAUUAAGCACUUACAACGACACAUUGUAAACGCUAAUCUUCCACGGACUGGAGCUGGCAUGGUGGAAGUCACGUCACUACUCAAAAAGCCUGCCUCCAUUACAGAAACUUCAUUUUCUCUACUAAUGGCAGAAGCAGCUUCCUAGAAACAAGGAAACCUUUUAAAUAGCGAAUUUGAAUUGGAUGUACAUUUGAAAUUCUUUUGUGUUUUUUUUAAAGCCACGUUAAAUUAUCCGUUUGUAACUACUAAAACAGGAAAAUGGGGGAAAGAGAAUUACAGUGACAUCAGAGCAAACUGAGUGCUGCAAACAGUAAGUAGCCUCUGUAUUUUGUGUAGGAGGGCGAUGUGUCUUUAAGGUUUACUCAGUUGUGUCGGUUCGCUGUUGACUCACCGAAAGCUCAGUCCGUGUACACAGUCACUAAUAACCUGUGGCACGUGGGUAUUUAAAGACAGACUUAUUGGAAAAUGAUGUUUUCUGCAGUGUUACCAGAAUCAAGGUUCUGUUUAUUCCCCACAAGACUUGCAUUGAAAAAUAAGAUAUUAUAUUUUGUUUGUAUAUAUUUAGUGUUUUGUAUAAUACCAGGAACUGCUAACUAAAUUUACUCAACUUAGGGCAUUAAAUAUCAUGUACUUCAUAGUUGGAGACUGUUCACUCAAAUAGGGCAGAGUACUAUUCUAUCUAGAUGUGUAAGUGUUUUUUUAAAGAUCACACGGAACGGUUUUUUUUAUACUAAAAAGUGGAGGGAGAUUUGUUUAAACAAGUAUUUCUAAAAGAAAUAUGUACAUAGUCCUGGAAAUUAUUUGCGGUAAGGACCUACUCUUUACUCCAGUUGCAUUUCUCAGACAAUAAAGUGGUGCAUCCAUGCUACCUCCUACUUUGUCAACAAAGAUGCUGGUAACCCUUUACAUUUUUGUACCAUAAUAGAUUUUAAAAAAAUCUAAUGUUCUUUCUUGCAAGACAUCCUUUUGUUAACAGAUUUGUUUCUUUUUAAUGUUUUACCUAAAAUUGGACAUGCUUACAGGACACGUUUGCCUCUUACUUUAUUUAACAUUGUAGAAAUGUAACUAAUGAUUAAGCAGUGCUCACUACACAGUUUAGAAUAGGCUUUCUCAUUUAUAUUCUCUUCCAAAUUCGAUCAGUUAGCAAAACUUCAUACACCAAUUUCUACAUAUGAUGAGAAUGUUUACAAUUUAAAUUUUUAGAACUUGUUUUGGAUGUGACUAUAUGUACAAAAAUCGUGUUAACACUAUGCUCAUGCUAGGAACCGACAUAAUGGAAUUACUGAAAUAAAUGUGCUGUGAGGAAUGGAAAACAUGGUGCAGAUGUCUUGGUCAUGAAAAAUUGUGAUUCUUCUUUUGAACGUUUUCCAAAAGCAAAUUCGUUCUUUUAUUAAUCGGAAAUCAGAUUCCUUUACAAAUAACAGUUUUGUAUGCAAGCACCAUUUCAUUUUAUUUCAUGUAGUAUGGCUAAUAAUAUAGUUGAAACAAGGAUAAUGCAUUGAUACUUUUCUCGUAUGUAAAUAAAGUUAAAAGCAGUUAAAAUAAGGAGUAUUUUGGUAGAGUAUAUACAUACCUCACUGCCAGUGAAAUUGCUUUCCUAUGGUAUAUCUCCUUACCGGAAAAAUCUCUAAAUAAAAAAAAAGACUUAAAGAAAAUUA